CGAGCCGGGUCGGGUGGUGUGGGUCUGUCCUGUGCUGGGCACGGCCGGGCCGUGCGAGGUUGGGCUGGCCUGGCCUCGGGCGGCGCCGCCAUGAGCUCCGGCGGCACGCUGAGCAUUCUGCGCAGCGACUCCUACGCCGAACUCAGCCAGUACCGGGACCAGCAUUUCCGGGGGACGCGGUACGACCAGGAGCGGCUGCUGAGGAAGAGCUGCACACUGUACGUGGGGAACCUCUCCUUCUACACCACGGAGGAGCAGAUCCACGAGCUCUUCGGUAAAAGCGGCGACAUUAAGAAGGUCAUCAUGGGGCUGGACAAAGUGAAGAAAACCGCCUGCGGCUUCUGCUUCGUGGAGUAUUAUGCCAGAGGAGAUGCUGAAAAUGCGAUGCGCUACAUCAACGGGACCAGACUGGAUGACAGGAUCAUAAGGACAGACUGGGAUGCAGGGUUUAAGGAGGGCAGGCAGUAUGGCCGUGGACGAUCAGGAGGGCAGGUCCGAGAUGAGUAUCGGCAAGACUAUGAUGCUGGAAGAGGUGGCUAUGGCAAAACUGUUCAGUGCCAGUGACUCCUCAGCCUCACAAGGGAACCAAAUCUGCAUAGUAAAUGUCCCCAGGCACAAAGCAGGUCUGUUACACACAGUUCACAGAAACUCCUAUCCAUGUUCCUGUGAGCACAUCCUAUGUUCAAUACCUCUUCGUUUUAAUACCAGGAUCCAAAGCAUUGCAGAGGACCUGGGAGCAAGGCUUUAAGCAUUAGAAUGCUGAGGCUUUGGUCUCAAAAUGCUGCUAUAACUUACUGAAAGGAGCAAAGAUGUAAUGUUAUGGUGCUAUUUUUGUUCUCUGGCAAAACUUGAUUAUUCUACUGGGUUUUGUUUACAUUGGGAUCACAGGGUGGAGAUCAGUGAUAAGGGAUGAUUGGUGGAUGUUUCACAGAGGAAAGCAAAAGGCAAAGAGCCUGAAAAGGAAGUGGAAUUUAUAAGGAAAUUUUCAAUUUCUCAAGAGAAUACUUUAAGUUGCAGAUUUUCUGGCAUUACUGGAUUAGCAUCCUUUUCCAUUGAUGCUGUUCCUAGAACAUUUACAUGAACAGCCAUAAUAAAACAAAUCAGAUUGAGUUCAGGAAUCAUGAAGUGAGAAGCAGAGAGAGGAAACAGACCUCUGCUGUCUUCUACAAAUUACAGUUGGGAUUGCAUGACAGAGAAGAGCAAAUACAAGAAUUGCAGUACUAUUGUUUCCCAGUUUGAGUAUUAGAUCUCUACAGCUUUAAUAUUUGAGGGCAGUAUCUUCCCUGUGCCUGUAAGGAUUGCAUGAAGCCAAGUUACCCCAAAAUGGGAUGUUUGAGGAACUGGGUUUAUAAUGAGAAAGUUUCUUCCCAAAACAGGUUUUCUAUUUGAGAAACUUGAUUUCAGAUAAAAUAAAAAUAGAAAUAAAAGAGUUUUGGGAGGAGUUUUGCUUUCUACUGAGCAUGUGAUAAGAAUGGUAAAAGGAUUUCAGGAUUGUGUAGCUCGUGUUUUGGUUUUUCCCUUUCCAUGCUGGAUUCUGUUCCUACUGCUUGUGGAUAUGUUGGAAUGUUGAUGUACUGCAAAUGUAGGUUUAAAAAAUGUGAUCCCAAGAUCAAGGAAAUUGACCUGCUGAAAUGAAAUACUUUAAAAAGAACUGUUACAGGGCUUUGAAAUUUCUUAAUAGACUUCUGAGUUCCACAUAAAUGGCAAAUACCUUGUUGUCCAUGACUCCUUAUAAACUUUCAAAGGUGUACAAAAGUUGAACUUCACUCACUGAAGGUAUUGUAGGAAGUUUUGAUGUGUUUCUUGCACAGAGUUAAUCACAACUGUUACUGUAAAUUGGAAGACAGGUGAGAUUGAACAACUCCUUACUUAGGAAGUGUGAAUUUGAGGUUUUUGGCAUGUCAAGUAAAACUAGGCUUUCAGGAUCACUUGGUGCUGGUCUGCAAAUAAGCUUUGAACAAAAUUACCUUUUCCAAUAUAGUACAUUUGACUAUGAGUUUACAGCCUGUAAUUGCUCUAGAACACUGCUGAAGUUUAUUUUUCGUUGUAUCAAUUUUGUAUAAAAAAUAUGUUACCAAAAAUUCUAAAGUCACUUUCUUUUAAAUAAAGCUGCAACAUUAAAAUGGUUUGUUACAUUUUUUUUUAACAGAAUCAGUGAACUAAAGAAGCUGUAUUCAGAUUCUUGGUCCUUUGUUUUAGUCUCUUUUAAGAUAGAAAGAAUAAAUAUUCUUUCUCUUUG
Agelaius phoeniceus (red-winged blackbird) is the source of this 2239-nucleotide messenger RNA. RefSeq names its product nuclear cap binding protein subunit 2 (gene NCBP2). Gene Ontology annotation, molecular function: RNA cap binding. Gene Ontology annotation, cellular component: nuclear cap binding complex. The record is from RefSeq and is a predicted model, not a curated record. Lineage: Eukaryota; Metazoa; Chordata; Aves; Passeriformes; Icteridae. Gene Ontology annotation, biological process: mRNA cis splicing, via spliceosome.